CAACAGUCAAUUAUGAUAGCAUUUCAUAUCUUGGCUAGAAGACUACAUCCGCAGACAUCGAAUACUAGCCAUCCGACGACAUCAGGAAAAUUGUGCACCCUUUUGACCAUUGCUGAGAACACACCCCAGGAACCCCUUGUUGAGUUUCCACCAUGGAGGAUGUUCAGGUGGAGGAAGAUGCCCCAGAGGGGGCAGAGUUGGAGAACCCAGAGCCAUUCUCUGCAGAGAGCUAUGCAGCAGAGUCCAUGGCUGCAGACGUGGAUCCCUGGAUUAUAUUCGACUCCCGCAAAACACCUGCAGCCGAGUUUGACGGCUGGCUGGAGACCAACAGGCCAUCCCAGGUGGGCCGCUUCGGGGACGAUGAGGGUGGUAAGGGACCUGUGGGGUGGAUCGCUGUGUUGGGCCCGGACCACUGCCCUGCCACAGGGGACGUCACUGGACUCCAGGCAAGCUGGGAGAGGCUGCUGGCCAGCGGGAGAACAGUCACCUUCCAAACUGUGAAGGAACUGGCACUGAACCACGGGGUGCUCACCGGCAAGUGGCUGAUGCACCUGGACUCAGGCUUUAAGGUGGACCAUGCCUGGGAGUGUGUAGCCAGAGCAACCCAGGAAGGGAAGAUCUUCCAGACCAAGGUGAGCCCGUGCGACCCAAAGUCUGACCGUAAACACGUCAUCUGUUCCUAUAACAAGGACUUCACGGACGAGAACGAGGUGAUGAGGCUGGACGCAGUCAUCCGGGCCACGGGGGUCAAGUGCUUGCUGUCCUUCAAGCCGGAUGUUUACACUUACCUGGGUAUAUACCGCAACAACCGCUGGAAUCUCUGCCCCACCAUCUACGAGAGCAAGUUCGACCUGGAGUGUGUGCCCCGACGUUCACACAUCGUCAACAAAGUCACCAAUCUGGAGGUCACAUAGGAAAGAAGAGUGGGAGGAUAGUUUGCUAUUGCUAACCAAGCACUUAGCAGUGGACAGUUGGACACAUGCCAUGAGUUAGGCUACGUUGUACAGUACUGUACUUCUGACUUGGGUUCGGUUCAUUUCCCGAAGUAUGGGGUUUCAUAUUUCUGAGUUUUUCCUAUAUGUCUCGAAGCAGACUUGUUUCAUCGUGCUGAAAUUAAUUUAAGAUAAUAGUUCUUUGGAGGGUGCUUCUAUUGAUUCUAUUGUCUACCAUACAAGCAAAAAUGUUUGUUAAAACAUUUUUGUUGAAGUAGUAAAUCAAGUCUUAAAUUGACUUAUUCUGUAAUGCAGCCGCCAUCCACAACUCUGAAACCAGACCUUGUCAUGCAGUGAAUGAAUACAUGCAUGUCUUGCUUUGUUGUUGUGAUUCUGUACCUUAACUUUUACAAAGAUUGCUGUACUACAAACAUGUCAUUGUAUCUGUAAUAAAAAAUAAAGUUGCUUACCAUUUUCAUA
Coregonus clupeaformis (lake whitefish) is the source of this 1412-nucleotide messenger RNA. It is a transcript of the gene c8h11orf68, whose product is annotated as chromosome 8 C11orf68 homolog. The coding region runs from base 153 to 914 and encodes 253 amino acids. The transcript is spliced from 2 exons. Lineage: Eukaryota; Metazoa; Chordata; Actinopteri; Salmoniformes; Salmonidae. The record is from RefSeq and is a predicted model, not a curated record.